GUUCAACCAAACUGACACCGGGAAGAAAAUCGUCAAAUAAAAAUGAGCGAUAAACUAACAACAAGUGUGCUGAGUAUAGGAAUAUUAACAGUCAGUGACAGUUGUUCAGAAAAUAGAGCUGAAGAUAGAAGUGGUACCAAUCUUUGUCGGCUUAUUCGAGAAGAAAAUCUAAUAAAUGGAUCUGUAGCAGUGAGAGAAAUUGUACCUGAUGAUGCUGAUACAAUAAAGAACAAACUUAUGGACUGGUCUGAUGUUAAAAAGUUGAAUCUGAUUUUGACAACUGGUGGAACAGGAUUUUCACAGAGAGAUGUCACUCCUGAGGCAACAAAAGCCAUUCUUGAGAAGGAAGCUAUUGGUAUUACUAUAGCUAUGAUUACACAGUCCUUACAAGUUACUAAACUUGCCAUGCUGUCAAGACUUGUAUGUGGUAGUCGAGGUCAGAGUCUUAUUAUUAAUCUUCCUGGAAGUGUUAAAGGUUCAGAGGAAUGUUUUAGAUUUGCACUACCUGGGAUAACGCAUGCAGUUGACCUACUGAAAGACAAUUCUUCACAAAUACAACAAACCCAUACUCAUCUGCAAAGUAAAGGUGUUCAUCAGGACACAAAACAGAUGAAGGAAAAGCGACAUUUGGACAUUGCCAGCAGUGUCUUACAGAAAUACUCAAAACAAUUUCCUAAACCACGCAAGAAAAAGUCAAAACAUCACAGAAAGUUUAUUGGAGUUAUGGUUAGGCACAGCUUGAAAGGAAAUGAGAUAUUUCCUUCAAAUUUUGAUGACUACAAUGGUAGCACUGUUGAACAAACAACUGUUGAACAAACUAACACUGAGGAAGAACAGAGUAUGAAUUCUCAGAUGUAUGAGGCAGUGAAAAUUUUGUCACCUCCAAAAAUGAACAUUGAAAAGGAAAAUUCUUUAGAUUUUACAAACACAGAGUCGUUAGAUCUUCCUGAAAUUGAAAAUAUACCUAGCGUUGAAGAAGCUGAAAUACAGUUGAUACAAAAAAUGUAUUGUGAUCAAGUCAAUAAGCAAAGUGGAUUUUCAGAUUCUUCCGUAAAUUCUGUUGAUUUAUCAAAUCAAAGUGAACCACAAACACAUCUUGUUUUAAAUGGUUUAGUGAUGGAUAUUAAUAAUAUGAAUCAAACAUCUAAUCAUAUUGAAUCAAAUGAAUCAGUAGUUAGUCAUUUGAAUCAGUUAUCCAAUCAGAUUGUUUUGGAUGAAUCGGUGAUUGUUAGUAAUGUGAAUCAGUCUCCUUCGAACCUGACCAUUUCAAAUGAAUCAGUAAUUGGUAGUAGUAUUAUGACACCAUCAUCUAAUCAGAUCAUUUUGAAUGAAACAGUUAUUGAUAGAAACAAUAUGAAUCAUUUGUCCACCAAUCAAAACAUUUUGAAUGAUUCAAUAAUUAUUAAUGAUGCACAAGGGAUUCAAUCAAUAGAAAUCCAACAGAAGCACUUAUCAUGGAGUAAUGGAAUUGAAAGUAUGGGUAAUUCUGAUAGUAUAUUAUAUAUUGAUGAAAUAUUAGAUGAAAAUGUCAAUGAUUUAGAUGAUAAUGCAGAAGAAAAUAGUAAUGACAAUUUAGUAAGUCAAGAAUCUGUUGGUGUUCAGGCUGAUUUAAGUGACAGUAAUGAAAUGGUUCAUUAUUCUGAAUCAGAAGAUGAAAACCCUGUUAAAAAAGAUAUUAGUAUUUAUGACAUUGAUUCAGAUUCAUUAACAGACAAAAUUAUUCUUCCAAAGUCCUACAGGAAAAUGGGAGAAUUUAAAAUGAAGUCUGUUCCUUUCAGACCUUUUAGUUCAUUUAGCACAAUACAAAAACAACAGGGUGCUUUUAAAAGGAGUGAACAUCAUGGUAUUGUUAAAACAAGAGAACAAGAUGGUGUUUUUAAAAAGCCAUUGAAUGAUACAAAAAUAUCAAAACGAAAGGGUUGUGUUGAAACUGUUAAGUGUGAAGUGGGCAAAGGUAUUCAUAAGUUUUUUGCUAAACAUUAUAAAAUUAGAGGGAUUUACUUAAACAAAGGAAAGAGACAUGUUAAAAAGGAUCUUGUUGUGUUAAAAAGGCAGGAUUCAGCUGUAGACCAGGGUAGCUGGAAAAGAGGAAAUUUUAUACAUGAUCGAAAUAGAUUGGAUGAUUAUUUUGAGUUGACAGAAGAAGGACAAAGGAAAAGAAAACUGUUAGAUAAAAAGAUGGUACGAGAUGAAUAUGUUGUGAACUGGUACUUAUUCUGUCCUGGUCAUGGAAACUGUAAACGCAACUGUGGUGGUUAUGGCAAAUGUGUCCAAGGCUGUAAAGGCAUGGCACACAAACAGGAUAGACACAACUGUAGUGUUAUGGUUAAUAUGAAGUUGUAUCUCAGUAAUUUGAAUCACUGGCAGAUUCAGGUCAAAGGUGAUCAUGUAGAAGAUGGAGUGUUAUGGACUUUACCCCCAGGACGCAGAAUAAAUGAAGUGACGAGGGACCAAAUUAUUUCUACAUAUUCAAGUGAUAAGCCAGAAGAUCCAGAGGAAGGGAUAAUCAAAAUUAUGCCAUUCGAUAAUGAGAGGAAACGAUAUUCUAGAUACAUGGCCAGUAUGAAAAGGAGGCGAAAAAUGAAAACUUACAAUGCAAGAAAUGAAUGCAACGAGAUUGAAAGUUUAGAGCAAGAUCGACCUCAUAGUGAUUCAAUAGAAACAUCAGCUAUAUGUGAUAACACAGAAGUAAAUGUGUCACAUGUGUACACUUAUACAACACAUAAACUGGCAGAUUCUGUAGGACCUAUUACAGACAUUGUUAGUCCACAAUGUCUUAGCCAGGAGACAAUUAUAUAUGCUGAAACACCAUCAAUAUCCAAUAACUAUCAAUAUACUAUUAUAUAAGGUAAUCACUAGAAACUGGAAAAUCUGGUGGCAAAACAUUACCUCCCCUGUGAACAUUGAGAAAUACAACUCUGCAAGGACGUUACUUAUUAUAAGUUCACAAGAAAAUGAUUUGGUAAAUAGUAAUAAUAAAAAAAAAAUUAAAUAAAAACUGAAUUUCCUUAUGAUGUUAUUAUUUUCUUCUCAAUAUAGCAAAGGAUGAGGAUGGCAGGCUGUAGAAGUUUUGUGUAAAAGUGGUUUGAAAUGUUGCUAUGGAAAAGGACAAAAUUUACCAACCUCUUUUUAUUUUCUACUGGCUGUGUAUAGAACUUAACUGGAACAUGCCAAUUAUCUGUAUAUAUAACCAGCUAGUCCAGAUUUGUCAAGGGAAAAAAAUCAACAGUGUCAUUUGAUAUGCUGUAAUGUAAAAUAUUUCAACUUGAACAGCCAUAACCUUUAAAUCAUUAUAUUCACAUUAAGACAGUUUUUGAUAUUGAAAGUUUCUGUGACAUUGGUUUGUUUGAAAACUUAGUUUUGAAAAGUUGGUAGAUUUCUGGAAAUUAUACCACACUAAAGACUAUUUGGAACACUCUGAAAAUUGGUGUUUGAAUAGAGCUUUAGUUUUUUUAUCUGCAAGAUUUUGUCAGUCAUGGUCUAUUGACUUUGAAACUUUUACUUAGUUUACACUUAUUAGUUUGUGAUUAGGUCAGUUUAUGGGGAACCACUAGUAUAGGUCAAUGAUAUUUGGUAUGCAGUUGUAUAAGCAUUAGCAGAUCUCAUUUCCAUGGAGAUUAUUUGGCCCUGCCCCCUCAUUCAUGGUCUAUUAACUUUGAAACUUUUGCUUAGUUUUCAUGUAUUAGUUUGUGAUUAGGUCAGUUUAAGGGGAACUAUUAGUGGUAGGUCAAUGAUAAUUGGUAUGCAGUUGUAUAAACAUUAGCAUAUCUCAUUUCCAUGGAGAAUAUUUGAUCCUUACCCCUCAGUCAUGGUCUAUUGACUUUGAAACUUUUACUUAGUUUACAUGUAUUAGUUUGUGAUUAGGUCAGUUUAAGAUGAACCACUAAUGUUAAGUCAAUGAUAUUCGGUAUUGAAUGUAUUGGCAUUUGCAAGUUUCAUUUCCAUGGAGAUUAUAUAACCCCACCCCCUAAUUAUGGUUCAUUGACUUUGAAACUUUUACAUAGUUUACAAGUUAAUGUUUGUGUUUAGGUUUGUUUAAAGGGAACGACUUAUGAAAAGUCAAUGGUAUUUGGUUUGCAGUUGUAUUAGCAUUGGCACAUCUCAUUUUCAUGGAGAUUGUUUAGCCCUGUACCUUCAGUCAUGGUUCAUUGACUUUGAAUAUUUGCAUAACUUACAUGUUAAAGUAUUGCUAUUUUAAUU
Molecule: messenger RNA, 4200 nt
Organism: Mytilus californianus (California mussel)
Lineage: Eukaryota; Metazoa; Mollusca; Bivalvia; Mytilida; Mytilidae
Product: gephyrin-like
Exons: 9
Coding region: 43-2847 (934 amino acids)
Biological process (GO): postsynaptic neurotransmitter receptor diffusion trapping; Mo-molybdopterin cofactor biosynthetic process; establishment of synaptic specificity at neuromuscular junction
Cellular component (GO): dendrite; postsynaptic specialization; cytosol
Molecular function (GO): molybdopterin molybdotransferase activity
Source: RefSeq, a predicted model, not a curated record